This is a messenger RNA of Zingiber officinale, 1534 nucleotides long. Its product is annotated as protein ECERIFERUM 26-like. Lineage: Eukaryota; Viridiplantae; Streptophyta; Magnoliopsida; Zingiberales; Zingiberaceae. The record is from RefSeq and is a predicted model, not a curated record. The transcript is spliced from 2 exons. The coding region runs from base 133 to 1407 and encodes 424 amino acids. Gene Ontology annotation, molecular function: acyltransferase activity, transferring groups other than amino-acyl groups.
CUGGAAAUGAAAUGAUAUAAAGACAAUAAAUCAGUUUCAUUUGUGUUUCAUUUUAGACUGUGGCUCUAUAUAUGCGCAAAGCAAUGCUGUUCCCUUUGUUCUUCAUUAAUUCUCAUCCGCGUGGCUGAGUCCAUGAGCUCCGACCAGGCGGCGGUCACCGGCCACCGGUUCUCGUCAGUCGUGCCCGGCGACGUGACCGGCAGCGCCGUCGUGCACGAGCUCGGCGGCAUGGACCUCAUCAUGAAGCUCCACUACUUGAGAGCCGUGUACUACUUCGCGCCCAGCGAGGUGGUCGACGGGCUCGCCAUUACGGACCUCAAGAAGCCCAUGUUCCCAUGGCUCAACGUGUACUACCCCCUCGCCGGGAGGAUCCGGCGGGCGGCGGAGGGCGGCCGUCCGUUCAUCAAGUGCAACGACUCCGGGCUCAGGAUCGUCGAGGCCAGCUGUAGCCGGACGAUGGACGAGUGGCUGCACGUGGAGGAGGGCGGCGAGUCGAGGUGGAGGAGCCUCGUGCCGGACAAGGUGCUCGGCCCGGAGUUGUACUUCUCGCCGCUGGUUUACAUCCAGUUUACCAGAUUCAAACAUGGAGGGAUGGCAAUUGGAUACAGCUGGGCUCAUGUUCUAGGCGAUCCAGAGUCAGCCACGAAUUCUAUCAACCUCUGGGGAGAGCUCCUCAGUGGCAAUCCACAAACAGUGAUAGCACAAAAGAAUGAGGAAAACACUGAAGAACCUGUGAUAGCACCUCAAGGACCAGCUCCAGCUCUAGUUCCAGCUCCAGCUCCAAUCAAGCAAGUUGAAAUAGCUGAAGAUGUGUGGCUCCCUCCCACACAUCGUAAAAUGGCAACACAUUGCUUCAGGAUCACUGAAACUGAGCUCCAGAAGCUGCACGGAGAGCAAGUCCCUCCUUUUGAAACGAUCUCAGCUCUGUUCUGGCGGUGCUUGGCGAGAAUUCGAAGCCGGAGAGAACCCGAAUUGGCGACCAUAUGCCGAUCCGGAACUCCGGCGAAGAACAAUGAGAUACUGCACAACAAGUUCAGAACAAGCACGAUCAAAUUAGACUCCUCAGCCGCCAGCGUCGAGCUGUUGGGACUGGCAACCAAAAUCCUGAAACAGGACAUGGACGAGGCAUUGGUUGACAGAGACAACAGUACUGGCGAGCAAGAUUUUCUACUGUAUGGGGCAAAUCUAACGUUUGUCGACAUGGGAGGGAUCGACUUGUAUGGGUUAGAGCUCAAGGGGCAGAGGCCUGUGCGAGUGGACUACAGCGUCGACGGCGUCGGUGAGGAAGGAGCAAUUCUGGUGCUUCAGGCUCCUCAGAGAACAGAUCUAAGUGUGAUGGUCAUCCUGCCAGAAGAUGAGAUCCCGAGCCUGUGCCGAGUGCUCAGCAGCGAUUUCGGCAUCGCUUAAGCAUGUGUCUGUCCCAGACAUCAUGAGCUGAGCUAGUCGUGUUCCACUUCCAGCUUCUUGUUAUCACUUUUCUGAAUCCAUUUGGCCUGAUCAAUAAAUUAAUUGGGGGUUCUUCCAAUUGAGUUAU